Mizuhopecten yessoensis (Yesso scallop) is the source of this 5845-nucleotide messenger RNA. RefSeq lists its product as uncharacterized. Gene Ontology annotation, biological process: carbohydrate metabolic process. The coding region runs from base 189 to 3527 and encodes 1112 amino acids. The transcript has a single exon. The record is from RefSeq and is a predicted model, not a curated record. NCBI's taxonomy places the organism in Eukaryota, Metazoa, Mollusca, Bivalvia, Pectinida, Pectinidae. Gene Ontology annotation, molecular function: hydrolase activity, acting on carbon-nitrogen (but not peptide) bonds.
CACUUGUUUCCAGUUCGUUUACGGUGCAGGUCGUGUUUUGUUUACUCCAGAGCCGGGGCGUUGGUCCAUUCCAGUUAUGAAUUACGUCACAUAGGCGGUUGCUCCGGCUGGGAGAGAGCAAGAAAGGCUUUGACAAUACCGAUCUACGUAUAUACAAUAUAGAGAAAGUAAACGAGCUACCGUUCGACAUGUCUUUGUUUCGCAAUGCAGUGACAUGCUUUAUAUUGUUUUCAACGUUAAUGAAUGCAGUUAUAUCGUUGAAUCCUCAGACGUGUCGUGAAUGUGUAUCACGUAACACCUGCCAUCCGCCAGCGUGCUCUUGCUGCAAUGACAACAUGCCGAUAUUGUCCAGGAAUAAUACUCCACAAAUGGUGUUCUUUACAUUUGACGACGCUAUCACCCCAACGGUAGCGAAUUUCUACAGGGAACUUUUCGAUUCAAACAGAACAAAUCCAAACGGAUGCCCGAUUAAAAUGACACUUUUUGUUUCGCAUGCAAAUACGGUUUACAGUUUAGUCAGAGAGUUUUACAGGAAAGGGAUGGAGAUUGGUGCACACAGUGUCUCUCACGGUCACAUGAAUGAACGGACAUUUAAAUCAGAGGCAAAGUUACAAAAGGAAAAUAUAGCUAGAAUGGCGGGUGUACCGAUGUCGGAAAUUAAAGGAUGGCGCAGUCCAUUUUUGGAGCCUGUCGGAGACACACAGCCAAAAUCUCUCAAUGAACUUGAUUACACGUACGAUGCUACGCUAACAAUAACCAAAAAGGGACUGAAGAAACCUCCAAUACCGUUUACAUUGGACUAUGGAUGGCCGUAUGACUGUAAAAUCAAACCUUGCCCUAUGUCCGCUCACAACGGAUUCUGGGAAGUUCCUGUGAUUUCCGUUAUGGACCACUUAGAACGGUUCGACUGUGUUUAUGUCGAUGGAUGCCAUACACCUCCCCCGAAUGAGGAAACUGCUUUUAAAUUUCUUUGGAAUAAUUUUAAUACAUAUUACAGUGGCAACAGGGCACCGUUUGGUAUGAAUAUGCACGCUUCAUGGUUUUAUUAUCCUGAUCGGCUACGAGCAAUGGACAGGUUCAUUAAGGUCCUUAGCAACCUACCUGAUGUAUAUCUGGUAUCUGUGAGUCAGGUUAUUGAUUGGCUUAAAACGCCAACAGCAUUAUCCGAUAUACAUCACUUUAAACCUUGGGGAUGUAAAAACCCUAAAAAAACAUCACAUCACCACAGACGAUUCCACGCAGAACCGCCCCGUGUCAAAACUUCGCACGGAGCCAGCAGGGCCAAUUCGCUACAUCAACAUAUUGAACAACAGCGAAGACUGCGAGUGCAACAGGCUAAAGUCAACUUUAUGCAGCGACAACAGCAGAGAAAAAAGGCACAGCAGACACUUUUACAACAACGUGGAAUACAGAAUCUGCAGCACGGAGGGACUCAACAAUCAAACACAGUGCAGAAGAAGAAAAACAAAGUGCCUAUUGCUAGUGGUACUCUAGGGUAUCAGCAGUACAUGUGGUUACAGAGACAAAGGGCUAGACCUAGGAUGAAUGCAAGAAAACAGAGUUCCCUUGCCAGUGCAAGGAGAUCACGAAUUUCAUGGCAACAAGCAUUAAGACAUCAGGUCAUGCAUCAUGUGCAACAAAGUGUACCGUCGACGACGCCAAGUGCGUUGUUGGGUGCUUUAAUAAACCGAAAACCCACCAAACCUUCUAAGGAAGUACUUUUAAGGAAAAGGCAAAGGGAACAACUUGAGAAACAAAAGAGACUUUUAAAGGAACGUCAGGAGGCCGAACAAAAGGUUAUAGCAGAAGAAACACGUAUUGCCGUGAAGAAGCGGAAAGAUGCACUAAUUCAUGCAGAGAAAGAAAAACUGUUGAAAUCGAAAGUCAGACGUCCUAACAAAAGCAUUGGCAUGACAACAGCGACACCUGUUCUACAAAAUAUGGUUCACACUAAGAAAGAGCUAAGGGAACUUUUGAGAUUCGCUGAGAGUAAACUCGUUCAAUCUCGUCUUCUGUUUGGCGUGGGAAAACAGCCGGGGUUACAAGAACAGAAACAAACGAUUAGGCCUCUGUCUGAAUUAAAAUCACACAUUACAAGUGAAAAACAACAGGAGAUAGUCACAUCCACAGCAACACCAAUAAAAGUAAAAGCAUCCAAGGUUUCAAAACUUGCCAGACACAACGAAUUUCCAACUGCGAAACAGGACAUAAAUUCACACAAUUUCCUUUUGGAUAGUUUUAAAGAUGUUGUUGGCAAUAAUAAAGAACUAUGGACAUGGGCGAUACCUAAAAAACGACAAAGUAAGAAAGUUAUAAAAUUGCAGUCAACACUACCGCCUAUCAAGGUUGCAACGACAGGUGGGUUUAUCGAUUUCAACCCGACCACCGUAUAUUCGUCACCUCGCACUUCAUCACCUGAAGUGAAGUCCGUUAAAGGAUCAUCUACGAAAGAACAAACUACGGUACAACCUAUUUUCAAAGUCACAUCUUUGAAAUAUUCUUUUCCAGAAGAAGCCACUCUUAUUGAACCUAACAGGGGUUUAGACCGGUCAAUUGCACCAUUGUCAAUGGGUCCUAAACAUACAGAUAUGCCGCCUGUUCUUUCAAGGGAGACAUGCAAGCAAGGAGUUACGUGUAGUUUGCCAGAAUGCAAAUGUUUGUCUUCUACUAUUCCUGGUGGUCUUAAGCCGACCGAAAUUCCACAAAUAAUAUAUAUUACCGUCGAUGGAGAUAUCAACUUUUCGGGUUUUACCAAAAUGCGUUCAAUGUUUUCUCGUAAACGAAAGAAUCCCAAUGGAUGCCCUAUUGGAGGAACAAUGUUUGUGUCACCAAUUCGCUCAAGCGUUCGCCUUGUAGACCGUAUACAUAAGGAUAAUGUCGAAAUUGCUGUACAAGGCAGUAAACCCCGGGAACAACCAAGUGGAAGCAUUUUUUCCUCUGACAUUGACGAAUAUAGAUCGAAAUUAUCGAAAUCUACUACAUUAUUGCCAAACCAAAUCACAGGAUAUAGAGGUCUAGACUUCCAACCGCCAACUGACAACGAAAUGCUUGUGUUACAUAAUAAAUCAAUGUACGAUUCGUCAAUGAUAACUAAGGCAAAAGUGUGGCCAUUCACCCUCGACUACGGAUGGAAAGGAACAUGUAAAAACGUGGCAUGCCCUAUGGAUACUUACGCUGGAGUUUGGGAGGUACCCAUAAUUCCACUUAUAAACAGUAAAGCAAAGGAAAGUUGUAACUAUGCGGAUGGGUGUAAAAGUCAACCCAACACAAAAGAAGAUACCUCGAAGUUUUUACAGGAAAAUUUUAACCGACAUUAUAAAUCAACACGAUCUCCUUUUGGAAUACAUCUCAGUCAAAAAUGGUUCCAUUGGUACUACAAUCAUAAUUUGUCCGGGCUUAACAACUUCUUAAAUCACGUGCUCUUAUUGCCAGAUGUGUAUAUUGUGUCAAUAUCUGACAUGAUUGGUUGGGUUAAGCAACCUACGGCUCUUAAACAUCUAAAGGAAUUCCAACCAUGGCGAUGUUGAUAACACAGAGUGAUAGCUGUUAUAUGACCUUAUCUGAUUAAUAACAUUGAUGCUUCAUCUGAUACCAGCCGGGAUAUAGGAGCGCAUAGCAAAGUCAGACACGGAACAGAGAAAUCAAGAUAUUUCCGAUUAUUUCAUAAUAAACGAAAUAUAAGUAUCAAGCAAUGCUGUUUGCUGUGAAGUGUUCGCCAAAAACUAAUGAAGCAGAUCGAUUUUAUCGUGGACACAAGGUUAGCAAAACAAAUACAUGAACUCAACUGUAUUCGUUGUUGGACCAGAAAACCGGUGAUAUAUAGACUUGACACAUUGAAUCCUCCAUUCUAUAUGAUAAUUUGCCCAAAACAAUAUGUCUUUCGUAAUGUGACUCACAGUCUGGGCAUAAGACAUGGCCGUCGGGCUUUAUCAGCACCUGUGUAGAUAGUCCAAUCUAUCACCAACACCUUGGACGAUAAAUGUAUCGACAUGACAUCUUAACGGUGACGUUAAUGACCGCCAUGUCCUGCUUAUUAGGCAAAGGUCAAGCGUUUAUCAGGAUAUGUCUGACCGUAUGAAGUUUACAUCUAUACUAUGGUCUUUGAUUUCUUUGAUUAGUCAUUUUAAAAGUUAAAGUAACAUAGAGUCAUGCUUCCUGAGAAAGUAUGUAAUUUCUAAAUUCAUCUAAAUUCAUUUUUAUUUUACAAAUAUUUUUUUUGUUCAAUAUAUGCCUGUGUAUUUGAAUGUGAUGUACUUUAAUCUCAAGAAAACAACUGUUUUUUUUACCUCUUCGGUAUAUAUAAAGUACAUUCUGAAUGUGUACUGUUUUAUUAUAUACAUGCUAGUUCUAUCUUUAGUUUACUUUAUUGCAUUGUCCUUUUCACCUAUUAAGAAAGUUAAGAUAAUAACGUCGCUGACUAACUUCCAAUGCAUAUCAUCUAACUUUACGACAUAUCAAAUGGUAAUCUUAUUAGCAGCAGUGCUGCUACAAAUUAAUGGAGUUUAAUUAAUUAAUCUGUAAUGUCUUCAUAGUUUGGUAAAUCAUAAGGGUGAUGGAAUUUGACGCGGUGGAUAUAUAUUUUUUCUUCUGAUUAGCAUAAAUGAUAGAACACAUCGAUCAUCAUGCUAGUUAUUUAUUAAAAUUUUGUUUGCUGUGAAAACGUGAUUCUAAAACACAUUUUCGUACCUCAAGAUAAUCUAUAAUUAAGUUUAAAGAUCAUAAAAGAUAUAAGUUUAACUAUAGACAAAUGUUUAAACAAUCUAUGUUAAUCAUAUCUGACUAGACAAUCUGUCGUUCUUGUCACUAAUGGUAAUACUCAACUAAUGCGGUAACAUUUACGGUGAUAUACAUAAUUACGGUCAUAAGGAAAUUUGUCGACAUUAGCAAUUAUCACGUUAUUGUGUCGAGGAAAAACCAUUGUUGCCAUAUCUUCGACUUGAUUGUAGUUCUUUUUUGCAUGUAAUAAUCACAAUUAUUCUGUUUUUAUUUAUAAGCACAUUUGUUUUGUUCAAAUGGUUUAUGAAUAUCUUAUUAGCACAAUUUUGAAACUUUACUCGUUUUAAAUUUAAAUAUCAACUACUUAAUAUUCCAUUAAAGCAGAUAUACAUUAAGAUGUUUCUACAAAGUAACGAAUAUUCUCUGAUAAGGUUCUCUGGAGUUUCCUCGAUUGACUAUUUAAUUAGUAUUGCGCUUUGCCCUUUUUAUUGUAGAUUUCGCAUUUUUGUUUGCUUGCAUAAAAGAUAUUUGUUAUGCUGAAGUGGAGACACAAAUAAUUUUAUAUCGUUUACGUCAUACACUAUCUUAUUACUUAAAGACAAGUAUAUAACAUGAAAAGAAAAGAUAUUACUAUCUACUAUCUAUUGGAAUAUCUUUUGUCUUAUCAGAUAAGAAUUCCGUUAAUAAUUAUAGCUAUUGAUAAACGUAUGUUGAAUUUUCAAAAAUGUAUAAAACUUUAUAAUUUGGUAGAACGUAAUGUUUUCUCUGAUAUAAAGGUGCUAGGACAACCUCGUUCAUAGUGUAACAAGCCUUGUAUAUAUCAUCAUUCUAAUUUGUUAAGACAAUUAACACAUUAUUACGUGAUACAUCAUUAUCACAGUAUUGAGUACUUAAUCGGCGUACAUAGAUACCAUAUGGAGUUAAAUUCUGACAUGUCAUUAUUUAUUGGUGUUUCAGAUCAUCUUUAUUUAUAACUCUUAAUAACUCUUUCUUUGAGAGAACCAUAAAUAAUUCAUUGGGAUAUAAAAAAAUGAAUUACUCAUGUUUUUGUUAUAUAGAAUGCUGAUAUUUGCCAUACUGUUGGUGAGGAUACACGUGAUUUGGUAAUGAAUAAAAGAUAUGAAAACAA